CCCGGUCUCAGCGCAUUGCUUCACACAAACACAGCUCGAUCCCAUCCUCCGAUCAAUCACUCCAGCUCAGUCCUAGCUCUAGCUAGGCAACUAGCCACUCUUCGCGUACUAGUUAACCUUCAGAUCAUCACCAAUGGCCACUGCCGAGGUCCAGACCCCGACCACUGUGGUGACUGAGGAGGCGCCCGCGGUGGAGACCGCGCCGCCGGCCGUCGUGGCCGAGGAGACUCCCGCACCGGCCGAGGAGGCUGCCCCCGCCGAGGUCGAGGCCAAGGAGGAAAAGCCAGCUGCCGCGGUCGAAGCGGAGGCGCCCAAGGAGCCCGAGCCUGAAACUGCCGAGCCCGAGGCCAAGGAGCCGGAGCCAGCCGUGGCGGAGGCUGAGGCAGCGGCAGAGCCGGCGGCGACUGAGGAGGUGAAGGAGGAGGCAGCCGCUGCUGCCGAGCCGGAGCCAGCAGACGCCGCGCCAGAGUCGGCUGCUCCUGCUGCCGAGGCACCGGCGCAGGAGGAGGCACCCGCCGCGGCCGAGCCAGCUGCAGCGGAGGCCGAGAAGGCCAGCGAGUGAGGCCGCGCGCCCGAGCGCGCACGCGCCCAGGGAGAUGGCUCGGCGUCGCGUGCCCUGUGCCGUGGCGGCGUGGCACGGCGGUGGCAUGGCAGCCGCGCACGUACAUGGCACGGGUUCGCUGCUUAGUAUGCUACGGUCACCGGUGUGUGCAGUAAAAGCUUAGCUGUGUUGUUUUGGCCUGUUGGGUUGCGAUGACUGGAGUGGCGUGGGCUAGAAUAAAGUGUGUCGCGGGUCGUGGGGCCCAGUGUCAGUGACGCGGACCCUCAUGCCUGCCGUUGCAGCUUGUGUUACUUGUCUGUUGGUUCAUGUAAGGAUGUUAUGCUUGUGUUAACGUUUUGAUUGGUUCCACUGCGUCAUGUGAUCUGAUCUGGAGCUAAUUAUCCAUCAGUAAACCUGCGAGCUCUUUUUUCUUUUUC
Molecule: messenger RNA, 978 nt
Organism: Phragmites australis (common reed)
Lineage: Eukaryota; Viridiplantae; Streptophyta; Magnoliopsida; Poales; Poaceae
Exons: 2
Coding region: 134-562 (142 amino acids)
Source: RefSeq, a predicted model, not a curated record